AUGUCGAGGCGCAGCGGCAUCGAGGCCUCCAACGUGCUCCAGGGCCCGCGCAAGAGGCUGCGCGGCAGCAACACCAACAACAACGACAACGACGCCGCGGGCUCAGUCGAAGAGCCGGCAGCGACCAGCGCCGCGGCGGCUGCUAGUGCUGCGACGGCUUCAGGCACCGCCGCCAUGGGCGCAAUCGAACGCAAAAUUCACAGCCUCUCGCUCGACCAGCUGACGCAGAGCGGCCAACGCCUCAUGGACACGGUCAUGGACGCCAUCGACCCCACCGACGGCGCGCCCCUCCACGACUUCUUCCUCGAGCUCCCCGACGCCGACGAGUACCCGGACUACUACGAGAUCAUCAAGCGGCCCCUCGCCCUCGACGCCAUCCAGCACAAGCUCGACCAGCGCGCCUACGCCUCCCUCCCCGACAUCAAGCACGACUUUGAGACCAUCUGCAACAACGCAAAGCGCUACAACCUCCGCGACACCCCCGUCUGGCUCAAGGCGAGAGACCUGCACAGCCUCAUCAAGAUCACCUACGUCCAGAUCGUAGAGAGCCUCCCCGAGCCAAGUGCCGCUGCGCCUCCAUCCACCACCAUGCCCGCCGACCAACCCUCAUCCUCGGACGCGCAGCCAGCUCGCUCCAAACGCAUCCUUCUUCGCUCCACAAAGUCGCAGCAGAAGCUCAACGAUGCCAAGUCCGAACCGCAAGACGCCACCGCCCCACUGCCACCUCCAUCCGAGUCGUCUGUGGAACGCGCACAGCAGGCUGCUGAUCUCCCCUCCACCCCCGCCCGCCAGCAGAGUCUACAGCCCGCCACCACCGUCGGCACUCCAAGCUCACAGGCGGACGACGACGAUGCAGAUGCAGACGGCGACGACGGCUGGGACGACGCCAACUCGUCCAAACUCACAAAGGGCGGCCUCCUCGACGGCCGCAAGCGGCCCGGCAAGCGCGGCAAGCGUCUCAAGGCCACGCUCCGCCAACUCGUCCACGACCUUCGCCGCGUCGUCGGCACACGCGGCUAUCCCAUCGUCGCACAGUUCGAUGCACUCCCCAAACGCAACGAGGUGCCCGAGUACUACCAGGUCGUUCAAAGACCCAUCUGUAUGCGCGACAUUGAGCAUCGCGUGUACGAAAAAUCCUACAUCAACGCACACGCCCUCUUCACCGACCUCGAACAGAUGCUCAACAACGCCAUGUCCUUCUACCCGCCCGAAUCCACCAUCUGGCAAGACGCACACGAGAUCCGCAGCUACUUUGAGCGCGAGGCCAUCCCUGCACUCAUCCAGGACGGAUUCACCCUCGAAAAGGACGACGUCAGGCAGUCGGCGCUCCCGCUCCACCUCGCCGCCAACAGCACCAUCGAGGCGCACAAGGCCGCAUACAAGAUGAUCGUCUCCAAGGCAUCCGGCAUGGAUCCCAGCGCGUCUCAGAGCCCCGAGCCCUCGUCGCGCAUCCGACUCGGAUCCGCCGGUCUCGCUGGCUCCCCCGCCCUGCCGCCAGCAACCGCUCUGCCAGCCAGCUCACCUGCGCCGUUCGGCUCGCCCUCCCCCGCUCCGGGUGCGACCAUGUCGACGCCAGGCCCGAUGGCCAUGUCGAUGCCCAUGCUGCCUCCGGGAUCCAUGUCUACAUCCAUGUCGCCCAUGCCAACCGUGCCUGGGCUGCCAACCAUGCCGGGCGUCACGGGUAUGCCCAUCGUCGCAUCGCCAGGCCGACCGCUCCAGUACCCCGGCACCGCAUCCACGCCCGUCGCCUCGCCCGCCAACCUGUCGGUGCGUCCCGCAGCCACGCCCGACUCCGUAAGGAGGCCCGUCGGCCGUCCGCCCGGCAAAGGCACCCCGACGCGCUCCAACCCGUAUCCGUUCCUGGAGCGCCGCAUCGGACCGGGCCGACCCAAGAAGCACGAGGCGGCCGCACGACAGGCGGCCAUCGCAGCGCACGAGGAGAUGCAGCGCAAGCUCGCACUGCAGCAGCAGCAAGAGGAGAUGGCAGCGCAGCAGCACGCCGCCGCCAUGGCCAACCAGCCGCUACCGCAAUGGCAGCAGCAGCAGCUGGCACAGCAGCAACAGCUCCAGCACCAGCUCUACAUGCAGCAGCAGGCAAAGCAGCAAGAGCAGCAGCAGCAGCGACUCCAACAACAGCGACAACGCCAGCAGCAACAAAAGCAACAGCAACAGCAGCAGCAGCAGGAGCAACAGGAGCAGCAGCAGCAACAGCAGGCGAUGCUUGAGCAGCAGCACCACUACCAGCAGCAGCUCAUGCAGCAACAGCAGGCUCAGCACGGCAUGCCCGCAUUCAGCCCCUCGGUGCCCAACCAGAUGCUGCCGCCCGGUGCGCCGCUCACUCCGGGUCAGCAUGCGGCGUUUGGAGCGGGCACGAUGGUGACGGAGCCUGCGUCGCCGUUGAAGCGCAAGGAGGCGCUGCUACCCGCCGAGCCCAGUGCACCGCUCCCCUACGAAGGGCUGGAGAACCGCACGCCGCUCAUCGCCAGCUUCGCGAUCGACAUGGAGGUGGAGACUGCCGAUGGGCAGACGCUCGCCGUGCCCUCGGUCGAGGUCAAGAACGCCAGCGUGACGCAGCACACGCUGCAGAUUCCACCCAAUGCGUCGAGCAUCACCAUCGAGUUUCCGCUGCGCAUGCUCAAUCGGCGCGCCAGGGCGGUUGCACCCAAGACCGAAGCUGGUGAGGCUGAUGCGGCGGGUUCGGACGGUGAUGUAUCGAUGGCGGAUGGUGUCAACGGUGGGCACAAGGAUGCAGUGGAAGAGUCGGGCAAGACGGGUGGUGUUGAGGUGUUGACGUGGCCUUGGCAGCCGCAGCUGUGGUUCAACGGUCGACCUGCGAGUGGCAAGUGGGUUGCUGCGGACGCACUGAUUGAUCCAGCACUUCUCGACGAGCAGCAAAAAGAGGCGGACGAGGCGUUUACGACGUCGCUGGGCUGCUCGUUCUGCCGCGUAAGGCUGCUGCCCAAGCGUGGCAUCAAUGUGUUUGAAGUCUCGGUCGCGCCCGAAGCGAGCUACGAGCCGCUGAAGCAUGUGCCGGCUGAAAGGUACUCGAUCUACUUUUGCUAG
This is a messenger RNA of Moesziomyces aphidis, 3063 nucleotides long. Lineage: Eukaryota; Fungi; Basidiomycota; Ustilaginomycetes; Ustilaginales; Ustilaginaceae. The record is from the annotation of a GenBank genome assembly.